UGACUGAGUUAGUUGAAUUGGAUGAGUGCAUAAUGCGUUGGGUAGGAUUUGCCCAAAAAGUGUUUAUUAGUUUUCUUUUAUUAGUAGUGAUUUGCUUUUACGAAAAUAGAGCUCUACCCAAUACUGCGAAUCAAAGUUACUGUCUGUCAGAUGCCUAUAACACUUCUAAAAUGUGUUCUGUAAGAGGGUCAUUAUUAAGUCAAUCAAUUUGGAAUCACUACACCGGAUUUUUCUGCUACAACUACACAAAUGAUGCAAGAUUUAACAAAAAAUUAAAAUACAACCUGAAUUUUUCAUUCAAUUGCAAAGGAUAUACCUUGAAAUUACCAGUGGCUAUUGUUAACGAAAGCACAAUCGCUAUGUAUGACUACGGAGAUUCCGAAUCAGUGAAUUUAUUGAAAAAUUCAUUCAAAACAGAGAAAAUGUUUGAUAAUUAUCUUAAAUGCUGCAGAGAUGCUGAAUAUUGCUGUGCGAAUUCAAUGAACGAUGAAAAUUUAGCUCUCAGUACUACCUAUUGUCCAGUAGUUUGGGACGCUUGGUCAUGUUUUCCUAGAACACCUGUAAAUACAGUAGCGGCUCUACCUUGUAGCAGCCAAGCUUACCAAUCUCCUGAUAAGGUGUGCACCUUAGAAAGCAAAAAAGAAUGUAUUUGGAACGGAACCCUAGCUCUAUGGAAUCAACAGACAAAUUAUACAGCUUGCGCCAUAGCUCCUGUAUAUUUACGACGUUACAACUACCAUGUGGUAGCGCUCAUUGUCUGUAUAGCUUGGUCCCUACCAGCAAUAAUUAUAUUCUUGAGUAUUCCUACCUUUAGAGAAACAACUAGAGUGAUACUUCAUCGAAAUCUUUUGAUAGCGAUUGUUGUGAGAAAUAUACUAACAAUUACAUCAAGAAAAACUAUUAUAAUUGAUGCCCUAUUAUCACCAUCUCUAAGCAAUCAUUUGAUGGAAAAAAAUACAGUGCUGUGCAGAAUAUUGUCAUUUUUUGGAAGUGCUGCAACUAGUUCAACGUAUGCUUGUAUGUUGGUUGAUGGUUACUACUUACAUAAAAUGAUUGUGAGGACUUUUGCUAAGGAACCUCAAGUGAUCAAUUUAUAUAUUGUGGUUGCAGUCCUGACAUUCCUUCCAUCUUUGAUAUGGGCCACAAUAGUAGGAGUCAACGAACGUACGUCAUGCUGGACAGUUGAUUCACACGGAGAGCAAUGGGCUGUUGAUAGUUUUCGAGUGAUAAUUUUAUUGAUAAACACAUUUUUGUUGCUCGAUAUUAUCAGGGUAAUGAUAUCAAAAAUGAAACAAGGCGGGACGACAAGACAAACAAAGGCAGCUUUUAGGGCUACUUUGUUCCUGAUUCCAUUAUUUGGGCUUCAUAUUUUCAUAACGGCCAAAAAAGUUGUAAUAAAUGAUACUUGCGUAGCGGAAGAUAUUUAUGAUUAUUUUCGCUAUACCAUGGAAGCUAGUCAAGGCGUUUUUGUAGCUCUUCUUUUUUGCUACGCAAACACGGAGGUUCACAAUGAACUUAAAAACGCAUUUAGAAAACUUUCCAUUCACUUAAAUCAAAGAUAUGGAUGGAAUAUUGGACCCAAAACAAAAUCUAGAAGAAGGACAACGACUGCUACCUAUGUACAAUCCAGAGAUUCCAGAAGUGACUUUUAACCUUUUAACUUUUUUUAUUUAUUAAAAUUGGAAUAUCAAAUUUUUGAAUAAAAAAAUGAGAAAAAAAAUUGUGUGUAGGCAGAGUUGUUAUAUACAGAGUGAGUCCGAAAUAAGUGCGCAUUUUGUUAUGAUAGAUAGAGUACAGUAGGACAAUCACUUUUUGCAUAGGUACAUAUGUCCGCAAAC
Ceutorhynchus assimilis (cabbage seed weevil) is the source of this 1838-nucleotide messenger RNA. NCBI's taxonomy places the organism in Eukaryota, Metazoa, Arthropoda, Insecta, Coleoptera, Curculionidae. The record is from the annotation of a GenBank genome assembly.